Molecule: messenger RNA, 954 nt
Organism: Letharia columbiana
Lineage: Eukaryota; Fungi; Ascomycota; Lecanoromycetes; Lecanorales; Parmeliaceae
Exons: 3
Coding region: 1-954 (317 amino acids)
Source: RefSeq, a predicted model, not a curated record
AUGACAAUGACACCAACCACAUCACCGAACACGCCACCCAAUCAAGAUCAAGAUGUCGGCAUGGAUUUCGAGUCAUACAUCGAGCUCCUAAAUUCAGACACGGCCGUCUUGAAUAUCAUGGCCAAGGGACAGGGUGCCCUCACACUCACUCAACAGCGACGACAACACACGCUCUAUGUAUUCUUCCACCCUAACGAGCUACUGUCAACUACCGGGCCCCAAUCAUCCCUUCCCCAAGCUAACCCAAGGAAAAGAAGGUGCACGCAAGCAGACAAUGUCAUGGACCAAGGAUGGGGCGACGGAGCCGUACUACGCAUUCAAGAGCUCUUGCCCCCCGAAUUCCUAGCCGCCCAUCUUGGCAACAAUCCGACGGGCGACGCCGCCAUCUUCCUCAACAACACGGAUGCCGUGCAGCUCAUCAAACACCAACAGCAGCACUCUAGCAGCAGCAGCAGCAGCAGCGAAGACGCCUUCGAAGAACUCGUCACCAGCAUCUACAAAUCCGACAGCCAGGCGGGGAAGAACCGCAUCCGGUGGCUCUACCUCAUGCUCUGCGUCUACGACAUGAUCCACCGCAAAUUCCCCGGCCGCACGCGCGUGGGGUCCAAGAUGAAGGAGCUCAUCCGGACGGAAUUCAAGACCCACAUUGCGCAGGCGACCUCGCACAACGAGACGGACGAGGCCGAGCUGACGGACGUGCUGGCCAAGUGGUUCCUCUCGGGGCAGAAGUUGAAUCUCCUGUGUGAGGCAUUCGGGGACGGGAGUUUGCUUAUCCUCGUGGAGCUGCUGAAGCAGGAUUUCGUCGAAGUGCGGAUGACCAAGACGGGCAAAAUGAAGGAGACGUCGUUCGAUCACCUCACGUACCUCAAGCUGGAAAGCCUGGCGGAAUCGUCGGGUGCGAACAUGCUGGGCGGGAACAUUCGAAAAACCUUGCUUCGAGAAUAUCCGAUCUAG